Messenger RNA from Syngnathus acus (greater pipefish), 3907 nucleotides. RefSeq names its product RUNX family transcription factor 2b (gene runx2b). Lineage: Eukaryota; Metazoa; Chordata; Actinopteri; Syngnathiformes; Syngnathidae. The coding region runs from base 532 to 1968 and encodes 478 amino acids. Gene Ontology annotation, cellular component: nucleus. Gene Ontology annotation, biological process: hemopoiesis; regulation of transcription by RNA polymerase II; regulation of cell differentiation. The record is from RefSeq and is a predicted model, not a curated record. The transcript has 8 exons. Gene Ontology annotation, molecular function: RNA polymerase II cis-regulatory region sequence-specific DNA binding; ATP binding; DNA-binding transcription factor activity, RNA polymerase II-specific.
UCUCAAAAGCACAUGGUGACAGAAGAUUGCACAGCCCUUUUUUCCUGCAAAGACAUUCUGACAACUUCACCGCUGGGAAGUCGCUCCUCACGACCUCCUCGGAUCUCAGAAAGCAGCUUUGGAAGGGAGAAAGCGGGAGUGACACAUGGGGGAGAUGGGUGCCUUCGAGCCUGGAAGCGCAGCUGAACCACGCGAGAGGGAGGAGGGAAGGGAGGAGAGAGGGAAACCACAAUGAGGGUCCGGCCCACCGCCGUGGUGACGUCGCGGGAGCACGUGAACGAGGCUCUCCAGUGACGGCGCGUGGAGGGCAGGAAAAGCAGUUUUUAAAGCCGCUGGUGCCGUUUUGGGGUUUUUGCGCGAGGUGCUCCUCCAAAACAACCACAGAACCACAGACGCGCGGCUCGGGGCUUGGCGUGGCCGGAGCGUCAAUGGUUAAUGGUCGUGGGCCAGCAGCACCAGUCACAAGGACGGCGCUAAGCGGGACGUGUCAAGGUUCACGGAAACCGCCGAGGAGCGAGAGCUGGUUCCGGCAUGGCGUCAAACAGCCUCUUCAGUACCGUCACACCAUGCCAGCAGAACUUCUACUGGGACCCGAGCGCCAGCCGGAGGUUCAGCCCACCGUCCAGCAGCCUGCAGCCGCUUGCGGGCAAAAUGACGGACGUAGGCUCCCCGGUUGCCGGCGGAGGUGGCGGAGGAGGAGGAGGCGGGCAGGCUGAUGCGACCGCGGUGGUGCCCCGGUUGCGCGCCCACGAGAACCGCAGCAUGGCCGAGAUCAUCGCCGACCAUCCGGCCGAGCUGGUGCGCACCGACAGCCCGAACUUUUUGUGCUCCGUGCUUCCGUCGCACUGGCGAUGUAACAAGACUCUGCCCGUCGCUUUCAAGGUGGUGGCGCUAGGGGACAUAACGGACGGCACUGUGGUGACGGUAAUGGCGGGCAACGACGAGAACUAUUCGGCCGAGCUGCGCAACGCUUCGGGCGUGAUGAAGAACCAGGUGGCGCGCUUCAACGACCUGCGCUUCGUAGGCCGCAGUGGCAGAGGCAAAAGCUUCACGCUGACCAUCACCGUGUUCACCAACCCGCCGCAAGUCGCCACUUACCACCGAGCCAUCAAGGUUACAGUGGACGGACCACGAGAGCCCAGGCGGCAUCGUCAGAAGCUGGAGGACCCUCCAAAGUCAGGCCUGUUUUCGGACCGCCUGAGCGAGCUGGAGAGGAUGAGGGUCCGUGUGGCGGUGCCCGCCCAGGCCCAGCGACCGGCGCUCAACGCCGCGCCCAACUCGUUCACGGCGCAGGGACAGACGCAAAUCACCGACCCGCGUCAGUCUCAGUCGUCGCCGCCGUGGUCGUACGAUCAGACGUAUCCGUCCUACCUGAGUCCCAUGGCGUCCCCCUCCGUGCACUCCACCGCCCCGCUCUCCUCCAGCAGAGGCACGGGCCUGCCUUCCAUCAACGAUGUGCCCAGACGCUUGCCAGGUUCUUCGGACCUGAGCCCGUUCCCGGGGCAGUUUGAGCGCCAAUUCCCGGGCUUGUCCUCCCUGACGGAGAGUCGCUACAGCGGUCCUCGCAUGCACUACCCGGCCACCUUCACCUACACGCCGCCCGUCACCUCCGCCAUGUCGUUGGGGGGCGCCCACUACCACACCUACCUUCCGCCACCAUACCCGGGCUCCACGCAGAACCAGAGCGGACCCUUCCAGACCAGCAGCACCCCUUACCUGUACUACGGCGCCUCGUCCGGGUCCUACCAGAUCUCCAUGGUGUCGGGCGGGGGCGGCGGCGAGCGCUCGCCCUCGCGCGUGGCCCCCCCGCCCUGCACCAGCGCCUCCACGGGGACUUCGCUGGUCAACCCCAACCUGCCCAGCCAAGCGGAUGGCGGCGUGGACGCGGGAGACGGUAGCCACAGCAAUUCGCCCACCGUCCUAAACACGGGCGGGCGCAUGGAUGAGGCUGUGUGGAGGCCCUACUGAACACCUGACUGAAAAGGGAUUUCUUUUGUUUAAAGCAGCUCAUCCUAACUUGUGUGGACUUGUCUUCCUGGAAUGUUUGGACCAAAGCGCUCAAAGCAGCAAUAAGAAGCACAUCUUUCCUAACAGACUUUUUUUUGUAUCUCUUUAAUACCAAUGGACAGGAGGCACAAACAAAAAAGAACAAAAUAAUAAUGUUUACACUACCACAUUGAAGUCUGAAUUUAACCAGCAUAAAUUUGUAUAUUUUGAAGGGGCAACUUUAUCAGCAACAUUUUUCCCUUAAAAAAUUUCUUGAACAUUUUGAAAUAUUUUGACUUUUCCUCAAAUCUCCAGUUUUGUUCUGGUAAGAUUCCGGCGUUGAUGUGGUAGCGUAAUUGUUUAUCUUUGCUUUUACGUCUUUCAUCCUGAUUGUUCCUUUAAUGCUUUGUUUUGCAUUAGGCAUGUUUUUUGUUUUUUUUUCUAUACGACAAUACAGAGACGCACUGAGCAGCGAGACUUAUUUAAACGUGUAUAUUACAGGGCGUUCUGCUUCCUGUUUAACUUAUGAAGCCAUAACUUAUGUAUUAUUGUAUUUUUGAAACUUGACUCAUCCCAGUACUUUUGCUGCGUCUUUAUGACUCAAUUUUUCAACACGGCGACAACAAAAUACAAUUUUGUACGACAACCAAGAUUCAGACAAUCAGUGAAAUUCCAAUAAAAGAGCUCAGGAUCCAAAGAUUUUGUUGUUUGAUACGUGACCACUUUAAGAAAGUUGGUCAGGGUGUUUGACACUCGCGUUGGUUCUUUUAAGAAUUCUUUUCUUUGUCAUGUUGACGCCAUCUUGACUUAAGUAAAAGCACUUAAUGGUUACAAAAGUUGUAUGAUGUCAUCCUGUUGCCUGAUUGGCUGUUAGUAGUCAGCAAUUAUGUGCAUACAUUUAUUUUCAACAUUGUCAGAGGAUUCAUUUUUAACAUUUGAAUUCUAUUCUCCAUCAAUUCCAAAGGUACAUUUUUGUAAACUUUUGUACAAUACCAAAAAUAGUGCAAUUUUGUACAAAACACACUUUUCUAAGAGGCCUUUUCUCACAUUCACUUUGUAGGAUUUUGUACAAAACUGAUGGUUUAAAUAGUUUCAACAAAAUACAAUUGGGAAAUUAUGAUGUGGUGCACAAAAAUUGCAGAUGAAGUUUUCUGAGCGCUAUGUCCGCUGUCUUUCGUUGUACAGCUUUUCCUUUGUAUUAAAUAUGAAAAAAUUAAGUUUUAUUUUUCUAUUGCUUAUUUUGACAUUUGGAAUUAGUUUCUUGUGUAGAUAAGUGUAUGUCUACAUGUAUGUGUAUAUAAUAUACAAUACACAUAUAUUUACACAGACACAUUCAUACAUGUACACUAUAACUUUUUUGGUAUUCUAAAUUUUCUUACAUUUUAUUUUAUUUAAAUUACCAUUUUUUUAUUCUUCUAGAAUUUAUUUUUUAGAUGUACUUAAAAUAUAGUUUUAAAAGUUUAUUUUAAUUUAAUUUAUUUAUUUUUUACUUUUUUUUAAAUUGGCAAAUCAAUCCACUUGAGCUUUUUUUGUAGGAUUACCUACUAAAUUGAGAAAUGAAAAGAAAAAUUAACCGGUUUUAAUUUUUUUUUAAGAUUUUUAAUAUUUUAAAAAAGAAGACAUCUGUUUUUAGUUCAUCAAUCAUCAUGGACAAUGUUUUGCACUAUCAGCACUACCACAAACUUUGGCACAAAAUGAGAUGCAGACGUCAAUGUUGGGCAUUUGGUUGUCAUCAGAUCUUUUAUUUAGUGGGCGCUAAUAUAAUAAAGUCAUUCAGGUGGAUUUUAUUUUUGAAGGGUUGCAUGCAGAGCAAAUCAAAUAUUCCACACACAUACACGCAUGACAUUCCCACUGCUUCAGCCUGAAAAGUCAAAGUAUUUAUGUUGUAACUGGAGAAAGCAAAUAAAAAGCUUUUAGAUGA